Molecule: messenger RNA, 3571 nt
Organism: Salvelinus sp. IW2-2015
Lineage: Eukaryota; Metazoa; Chordata; Actinopteri; Salmoniformes; Salmonidae
Cellular component (GO): nucleoplasm
Source: RefSeq, a predicted model, not a curated record
UGGAGGAGGAUUUGACUGGACUGGUGAUUGAUGUGUGAAGAAUUUUCUCCAGGCUGGGCUGUAGGAUCUGUUCAUAGGAAUUAGGUUGUGGUUCUCUUCACAGCUGACAAGACUCGAGGGGGGCCUUCAUCUACCUCACGUCAAGGUAAAUCAAUACAACCUGGACAAGGGACGAGAACACAUUGGCAGACAGCCAAACGAGAUUUCCACAACACAGAGAGGGUCCCAGUAUUUGUGAUACUGAAAGUAAACUCCUUAGCAGACACCCCAUGGAGGGUAACCCUAACCCUAACGCCGUGGAGGGUGGUCAGGAGGAGCGGUGGGAGGAGUUGGACUGCACAGAGGCUAGCUACAGAGAGGAGCAGACGGAGCUGUCACUCAGAGCCAGAAAUAGAAAAGAGCCUGCAAGCUGCAUCUCGACACUCAGGAUCUGCAGUCAGGAAUCCCGGCGUGUUGUUAUUCAGAGUGUUCCCUCGCAACUGGGCAGCAACACCAAUGACAGAGCCCUCCCGGAUCCCAGAGCUUGCCAACAGACAGCCAGGAAGACGCCUGGAGAUCCAGACCGCUCCCUCAGAAACCCUGUAGAAGCACCUGGUGGCUCCACAAAGCUCUACAACACAGAGGUGAGACAUCCACCAUGACCACCAAGUUCUACGAGGCUGACAGAGACCUGGCCUUCAGCAAAUACUACUGCCCCCAGACCGACUACUUGGAUGUCUACAACUCCAGCUGUAGGUCCUCGACCCAAACGUCUACAGUCAGCGACUGGUCAGAAGAUGAUAUCUCCCUCCAGCUGUCCUCGGUUGUGUCAGCUAACAUCCAAAGCACAACAGCAUGCUUAGAAACCGGCAGCUUAGAAUGCAUUGAUGUGGCUAUGGAAAACCAAGGUGAGGUGUACAGAGAGGGGACGAAAACCGUUCCCAAGAGGCAAAUCCAACUCAAGAGACGGGACACGGCGGAAUCACAAGACAGCGAUAAAGGUGAGGUGACAGAUGAAGGCCGAUGUACACCCUGUACAGUCAGCCACCGCAGGGACGUGUUCCUGCGUCAGCACAGCACCCCGGCUGCCUUUCACCAGGAGUCACAUGGGAUGGAGUCGGAGAACAGCAGAACUCAGGCAGAGCGAAAGCAGAGGCUCCAGAAGUCCGUUUCCCUGGACGAGACCUCCACAAAAACCAAAAUGGCCUCAUGUAUCAUUAAGAGUGUCCUGUCAAAGAAGAUGCAGUUGGAGCAGAAUCUUCAAAACUCUGAAGUGAAAGAAGGAGCCUUCGCACCUGCAGAAGUCCAGAACAGGGUUAAGGACUGUCACCAGAUACCUCUGGCAGUCAAAGAGAAGAACACAACUGAUAUGAGCUCUAUUGAUUCACAUAGACAGAGUAACUCAAUCCAAUAUCAUCAGGUUGCAAGCGCCAAAACACACCAAAAGCUGCUUUACAAACAGAACUCAAUUCCUCUGGUGAGCAGCUUUGGAGGGUCAGAGUUUCAGAGGACUUUCGCUAAGAGGUCUGGAAUAGCCACCGCUCUAGAGAGUGAGGAAAUAGAACGGCAAACCCCCAGGGAUGGGGCUCUACCGUACGCUAACUGGAGCCCUGGGGACAGACUAUCCUGUGACUCAGCAAACGGCAAAAACAGGAGCACAUGUUGUUCUGGUUCAAGUAGAACUGGAGGCAAACGGACUCCGGUGAAAAACACACCAGAGGAAUGCAACAGAGGGGAGGGGGUCCAUAAACAACAGAACCCCCUGCCUAAGGCACUACAGAGGACUGAUAUACUCUGGGGAAGUCAAGACAGUCAGCAGCCACUCAUUCGUGAAGGUUUAUCAGGAAAGGUGAUAGAGCCAGGGGACAGAGGAGAUGUACAGUUGCUGGGACCGUCUGGGAACAUGGAGACACUUAAAGCCAUGGCUCCAGUGCAUGUUGUGAGGGAUGUGAGGAGGCUGGUGAAAAAUACCUACAACCUGUCUUUCAAAAAUGUAGGGGACACUGUUUCGGGACAAGAGGACAGACCCUCAUCCUUCUAUCAGCAGUCUAUGUAUGACCAGGUCAGCCACAGAGAGGCCUGUGGGGUCAGAGCAGCCAGGCCUGAUGAAAAGCUGUUUGUGAAGAAAGUGUCCCCUCCGGCACCUCUGAAGGCUGUGAAUACAGCUUUACUUUCCACCGCCCCGAAGGGAUAUGUAACCAAAGCCACAGCUCUCCAUGAAUCACAAGACAUCAUUUCUAACACUGGAUUUACAAAUGUCACACCCCAAAGCCUUGUAAAACCUUUUGGGAGGAGAGGCAGCCAACCUCAUAUUAACCAAUCUGAUUCAACGUCAAAAUACCCAAACAGAGCAGAGAUUCCCCGGCAGACCUGGUCUUCAGGGGAGCUCCCUAGUAAGUGUAAUCAGCGACUGUGUGAAAGGACAGGCACCACCAAUGGAAAACAGAAAUCACCACGAGCAGCAAAUAGUUUUACUGCAGUUCCAACUUAUUACUCAUCAGCAGCAUACCAGCCAGAACACUAUCAGUGUUCCAGUGUCAAGGAUAACAACCAAAUUCAGGGCCAACCUCCCAGAUACCAGGCUCAAACUACACUCGCUUGCACACCGUCCCCUGCCUGUGUACAGCUCAACACCACUGGGACUCCAAAGACGCUGAUGUCUUCCUUCUUUUAUCCAGCCAACCCAAUGAGCUGCCACACAAUCCACACCCAGGAAGGAAAGAUGAGUUUCAUACAGGCCCCUGUACUGAUGCAGCCUUCACUACAAAACCUGCCUUUCCAACUGCUGAGCGGAGACAAAUACGCCCCCCGGCAGCCAGCAGGGAAUGGAGAAAUCAAAAUGCCCUCCCCAGAAACACAACAACAGCAGUACCUGUGCAGCACACAGGGUUUCAUGGCCCCAUUCAGCACAGAAUACAGGCAGGGCAGUGUAGGCCUGGUGUACCCUGAGAUGGCUGGAGGUCAGGUUUACGGACAGGGACCCCGACACAUGCUGAUCGACCCGGAGACAGGGAGAUGUUUCUACGUCGACGUUCCCCAACUUCCCCCUCAGCCACAACGCAAGAUGCUGUUCGAUCCAGAGACCUGCCAGUUUGUGGAGGUGCUGCUGCCACAGCAGACGGUGCCUACUGCAGUACUGCCACCAGUGUAUGCAAUYCCCUGCCACUCACUGCAAUUCCCAGCCAUGUACACUCCACAGUGCUUCUCUUUUCAGGCUCAUCCACAGGAGAUGCCUCACACCGGGCCCUGAGACGUCUACCGGACCGCAACAGCAGAACACUACCACAUGACUGCACACUGCACUAUCCAGGGAGUAUGGACUGUGUGGGUAAGCCACCCAAGGCUACCCAGUGAUCGAUCAGACAGUCUUAGCUACAUACUGUCAGGUUGAGUAAAUCUUGCCUAUCAAUCAUAGUCAUUCAAAUCAGUGUCUCGUCUCUGAUUCGGAGACUCCUGACAAUACCGAUUAAGAUUAGAACCACCGGGACUUUACAUCAUCAUAUAUCUGUGUGAGAGAACCGAGGGCUACUAAUGUACAGUCCUUCAGAAAUUAUUCAUGCCCCUUGACUUAUUCCACAUUUGGUUGUGUUAG